This is a messenger RNA of Aspergillus candidus, 1851 nucleotides long. Its product is annotated as CCR4-NOT transcription complex, subunit 3. NCBI's taxonomy places the organism in Eukaryota, Fungi, Ascomycota, Eurotiomycetes, Eurotiales, Aspergillaceae. The transcript has 3 exons. Gene Ontology annotation, biological process: nuclear-transcribed mRNA poly(A) tail shortening; regulation of DNA-templated transcription. The record is from RefSeq and is a predicted model, not a curated record. The coding region runs from base 1 to 1851 and encodes 616 amino acids. Gene Ontology annotation, cellular component: P-body; nucleus; CCR4-NOT core complex.
AUGACGUCCCGCAAGACGCAGCAGGAGAUCGACAAGACCUUCAAAAAGGUCGCGGAAGGCAUCCAGACCUUUGAAGGCAUUUAUGAAAAGAUCCGAUCCGCCAACAACCCCACGCAACGAGAUAAAUUGGAAGAGAACCUGAAGCGGGAGAUCAAGAAGCUCCAGCGGUACCGGGAUCAGAUCAAAUCAUGGGCGUCUGGCAAUGAGGUCAAAGACAAGGCUCCGCUGCUGGAGCAGCGCCGUGCUAUUGAAACUUGCAUGGAGCAGUUCAAAGCCGUGGAGAAGGAGAUGAAAACCAAAGCAUACUCCAAAGAAGGUCUGUCGGCAGCAUCGAGACUAGAUCCCAAGGAAAAAGAGAAGGUGGAGGCAAGCGACUUUCUGUCAGGUAUGGUCGACGAACUGCAGCAGAAGAUCGAAGCUAUGGAGGCAGAGGAGGAAACGCUCCACGCGCAGAUGAAAAAGAGCAAGAAAGACACCAACAAGGCCAAUCGACUGGCGGACAUUCAGCGGGUCACGGAACGGCACAAAUGGCACGUCGGCCGAUUGGAACUGCUCAACCGGUCGCUACAGAACGGGAAUAUCGAGACGCAUCAGGUGCAUGAGCUCAAGGAGAGCAUCAAAUACUACGUGGAAGAUGGCCACAACAUCGACUUUUCUGGGGAAGACGAGACCCUGUAUGAUGAUCUGAAUCUGGAUGGGGAUGCUGAGAUUCAGUUUGGCAUGACCGGCGACAAUGACAAGGUGUCGUCGCAGGACGCCCAGUCACUGCAGGACGACGAAACACCAGAGCUUGCACCCAAGCCCAAAUCUAGCAAGAGUGAGCCUGCAGCUCCGCGCAGACCGUCCGCUCAGAUGAAGUCCCCGCUCCCUGUGCUUGCUACCUUGCACCCAUCCACCUCGACCAACGCAACCUCCGGCAUGAAGCCCGCACCCCCGCCUACCCGUCUGCCUGGCGAAACGCUCAAAUACGCAUCUGCUGCGGCCGCUGCUGCUGCCAGUGACAAGAACGGCGUUGGCAUCGCUCCGCUUCCCCCUCCGCCCGGUGCCAGCCCUGCGUUCCCGCCGGCCGUCCCCGUCUCCAAGGCCUCAUCCACCGCGUCCCCCAGCGUCGCGUCCGUCCAACCCGUAUCCAAACCUACGUCGACCGCGGCGGCCGCCAUGGAAGAAUCCGGUGGCCGCUCCAAAACCCCCGCCCUCAGCCCGCACGUCGCUGCCGCGAGUGCCUCAAACACGGUACCCCCCACCCCCGCGAUGGACAAAGCGACCGCCGCGUCCGCGGGGUCCCAGGGGCCGGAGACCGUGGACGGAGAGGAGGAACCCAGCGAAUCGAUUUACCAUCUGCCUCCCGGACUCCAGGAUCUCAUCCAGUCGUUUGAAGUGACCAAGGCACGAGCCAAUCAGUCGGGCAAUCACCAGUCGCCGUCGACGCAGCGCCUGCUGAACGCCUCACUGGCUUCGUGCCCCGAGCCCGUGGAUGCCGAGAAGCCGCGUCACUACAAGCCUCAGAACCCGUACAAUACACCGGCCUAUUAUCCCCAGGAGCCGCUGGCCAUCUUUGACGAUCCUCGCCUGUACGAGACGGGGCGGAUCGACACGGACACCCUCUUCUAUCUGUUUUACUACCGACAGGGGACGUAUCAGCAGUACCUGGCGGCCAAGGCACUCAAGAACCAGAGCUGGCGUUUCCACAAGCAGUACCAGACGUGGUUCCAGCGACACGAGGAGCCCAAGACGAUCACCGAGGAGUUUGAGCAGGGCACGUAUCGAUUCUUCGAUUACGAGAGUACCUGGAUGAACCGCAGAAAGGCGGAUUUCAAGUUUGUCUACAAAUAUCUGGAGGACGAAUUAUAA